UUAGUUCCCAGAUAGCACAAACGUUCUAGGAAUAUUCCUACAAAGUGAAAAAGAGGUAUGUUGUAGAAUAUUCCAAGAAAUAUUCAUGGGAUAUUCUCAAAACAUUUACGAAUAUUCAUAGUAUCAUUCAAGAGAAUAUGCAUAGAAUGUUUCAUGAUAAUGUUCUAGGAAUAUUCCUACAAAGUGCAGAAGAGGUAUGUUGUAGAAUAUUCCAAGGAAUAUUCAUGGGAUAUUCUUAAAACACUACGAAUAUUCAUAGAAUGAUUCAGGAGGAAUAUACAUAGAAUGAUUCAAGAUAAUUUUCCAAUCGCAUUCUCUGGCGUGGUGUUUUGUGUUUUGACAAAAUGGUGAAACUUGAUGAUUGCGCGUUUUCGGAAACUUACUCGGGUUCACUGGAUCCCUAAUCUUUGUUUACUUUUAGAAGGUAAAAUAAUGGUUACGAGUGAACCAGAGUAAGUUUCCGAAAACGCGGAAUCAUCAAGUUUCUCGUUUCACCAUUUGGUAAAAACGCAAAUGCUAACACAACGCACAAAGCGUAUGUUGUAUGUUCUGUGGCACAAAGUUAACUUUGUGCGUUGUGUUAGGUUAGGUUAAUGCAGAACGCAGAUCUUCAACUCGGGUUCGUAAACUGUGAAUGUGAAAUAUAAAUAUUGUUGCUGGUUCAUAUGCAUAUAAGAGUGAUAGUUUUACUUGACAUAACUAAGUAAGAUCACCAUCAUGGCAAGAAAGUAUUCAGCAAAUUUUUAUAAGAAAGUGAAAAUCCAGACGGACAUGAGCCUGAGUUAUCCGAAUAUUCCACCCUCUGCUUCUUUUUCUUCGAUAGUUGAGAAUGAGAUCAGGAAUGAAGAUGAUGUUGAAAUGCACAUGCCGGAAUUGCAAAACCCAGUGCAUGAGUUGAAUGAGAUGGAAAAUAUUGAGUUAAUUAAGGAAGGAAAAGGUGGACACAUUUCUGAAUAUUCAUUCCCAAUAUUAGAUUCUCUUCAAACAAAAACUAGCCAUAUUGAUAACAAGAAAGUUGAUAAAGAGGAAGAUAUUAAGUCUAAGUUGAAAUUGUGGUCAAUUAAAUAUAAUAUAAGUCACGUUGCUCUAAGUGAUUUAUUGAAGAUAUUAAAAAGUUCAAAAGCCCAGUUAGAUGAACUUCCGAAUGAUGCUCGUACUAUUUUAUCAACAAAGCGAACCAUUGAUGUAAGAAAUAUUGAUCCAGGCUCUUAUUGCCACGUUGGUAUUACUGAGGCUGUGACUUAUCUCUGUACGAAAAAAUGUUAUGAUAAAAUAGAAUUGCUCAUUAAUAUUGAUGGGUUACCUCUCAGCAAAAGCUCUGGCAGUCAAAUAUACCCAAUUCUUUGUUCUCUAUAUGAUGAUCCAAGAGAAGUUGCAGUUAUUGGUGUAUACCAUGGUUAUGAGAAACCUUCGAAUGCUAAUGAUUUUCUGGGAGAAUUUGUCCAAGAUGCAGUGGAACUAUCUAAUAAUGGCAUUAAAGUGAAUGGUGCUUGCAUUCCCUUCAAAAUUAAAGCGUUCAUUGCUGAUGCUCCAGCCAAAUCGUUUAUUUCCUAUACCAAGGGUCACACAGGAUUUUUUUCGUGCACCAAAUGUGUGCAAAAAGGAGAAUUCAUUAGAAAUCGUACAUGUUUCCCCAAGAUAAAUUCUAAAAAAAGAACUGAUAAAGAUUUCAGACAAAAGAAUCAGAUACAACAUCAUACAGGAACUUCAGCCCUUGAAAAUAUACCUGAUUUCAACAUGGUAAGUGAUAUUCCCUUGGAGUAUAUGCAUUUAAUUUGUCUUGGUGUGAUGAAAAAGCUCAUUGUUAAUAUAUGGAUAUAUGGUAAACCUUCUUUCAAAUUAGGAUCAUCAGCAGUUGGGGAAAUAUCCAGUAUGCUGCUAUCUUUUCAAAAUCACACCCCCAUAGAAUUUGCUAGAAAACCUCGUUCGCUGGAUGAUGUUAAAAGAUGGAAAGCUACAGAAUUUCGUUUUUUUCUUUUAUAUUCUGGUCCAGUGGUUUUGGAAAAAUUUCUACCUCAAGCGCAGUAUCAAAAUUUUAUAUGCCUGCACAUCGCCAUCAGAAUAUUAUGUAAUGAAACACAUAUUGCUGAUAAGGAAUAUUUUGAACUGGCUGAAUCUCUUCUGACAUAUUUUGUUCAAGAUUUUGGGAAUAUUUAUGGUCAAGAAUUUAUAUCCCAUAACAUUCAUGGACUGGUUCAUAUUGUUGAUGAUGUAAAAAUGUUUGGUAAGCUGGAUCACUACAGUGCAUUCCCAUUUGAAAAUUUCAUGCAAGUUUUAAAAAACAUGGUCAGAAAACCUGAUAAGCCGCUUUCCCAAAUCAUGAAGAGAUUGUCUGAAAGGAUGAAAGUUCCAAAAACAAAAAACAUUGGAGUUUUAAAAUAUGAACGUCAUCAUAAUGAUGGUCCUACUCUAGAAGGAUACUCUACACAAUUUGAGUUGGUCAGAUUUGACUAUUUCACAAUUAAUAUAAAGAGGUCAGGUGAUACAUUUUGCUUACUGCAAGAUGGCAACAUUAUGAAAGUAUACAAUUUCAUAGCAAAGAAGGAACAAAUAUAUGUAUAUGGAAAAGUUUUUACAGAAACAAGUGAUAUUUUUUCUCGUCCAAAUAGUUCAUGUGACUCAUCUGACAUUGAUGUUUAUUUUGUGAGAAAGGAAAGCUCAUUAGAAACCAGGCUUUUGGAUAGUGUCUCAAAAAAAAUGGUAGCUUUUCCACAUAAUGAUGGAUAUAUUGUAUUCCCCUUUUUGCACGAUUGCUGAAAUAUAUCCAAAAAUAUUUUAUUUCAGAAUAAUUAGAAUUUUUAAGAUGUAAUUGCAAUGAAUUGAUUUCUAUUGA
Molecule: messenger RNA, 2833 nt
Organism: Harmonia axyridis
Lineage: Eukaryota; Metazoa; Arthropoda; Insecta; Coleoptera; Coccinellidae
Exons: 2
Coding region: 718-2757 (679 amino acids)
Source: RefSeq, a predicted model, not a curated record